UGGCUAAUCGCCCACUUGUUACUACAAUUGAAUGGCUGUGAGGACAUCAAAGAGAAGCACUAACCUCAAAUCCUGAGGUAACCUCAGGCUCACAGUUCUACUCCCAAAAGAAACAACAACAGGAAGCAAUUCGGGUAGCAUGAAAACCAUAGGAGAAAGUCUCUCGUGAUAAGUGGAUAUCAUGUUUUCUUGUUCUUUAACUGGAUUUUGCUUCCUGGGUUUUUCUGUUUAUUGCUAAUUUAUCUCUCAAAAUGCAAACUUUGAGUGUAUGGCCGUUGAGUGGUGGCUCAUGUGCGGUGCCCCAUUUAGAGUUUGAGGAGGAUUCCUCUUGUUUUUUGAGUACUAGAAGAGGCAGGAAGAGAUGUGGUCAUGUUGACAACGUUUUUCAAGGUGAAAGUUCUGGUUUUCCUAUGGUUUCUGGCAAUUUGAGGUAUGAUAGAAGUGGGACUUCUUGUGGGAGCUUAAAAUUUGGUGUGGAAAGUAGGUUUCUCUCCAAUUAUUCAAAGAUUAAAUAUGUGUGUUUUCGUGAGCCGAAGGAAGGCUCAUUUGGUUCAUCAUUGGCUUUGGCAUCGGCUUUGGAGCAACAAAAAAUUGGUAAUGAAUUUCAUAGAGUAGAAUCAAGUUUGGAUGAUCGGUCAUUAGUGAAACAUGAGAGAGAUAAAGUUGAUUAUGAUUUCGAUAGAAAUGAUGAUAACAGUGACGAAGAACAAAAAUGUGAGGUAGAUGUUGGAAGUGAGGGAGAAGUUGGGGAAGAACAGGAUGAAAAGAUUGAUGUCCCUGCGCUCGCUCAGAGCUUAUAUUUUGCAAAAACAGUGGAAGAUAUAGAAGAGGUUCUUAAGGAAAAGGGUGAAUUGCCUGUUCAAGUUUACUUAUCCAUGAUUAAGGGUUUUGGAUGGGACAAGAAAAUGGAGCCUGCAAUGGCUCUUGUUGAAUGGCUCAAGAUAAAGAAAGAAACAGAUGGUACUAUUGUUCCAAAUCUUUUCAUAUAUAAUAGUCUAUUAAGUGCAGUGAAACAGUCUGAACAAUAUGAAGAAACGGAAAAAAUCUUGGAAAGAAUGACUCAGGAGGGGGUUGCUCCCAAUGUGGUGACUUACAACAUUUUGAUGGUUAUUUAUGUCAAGCAAGGACAGGCUAAAAAGGCCCUUGAUAUUCUUGAAGAGAUGCAUAGGAAUGGUUUUACCCCAUCUGCUGCAUCCUAUUCUUCUGCUCUGUUGGCUUAUAGAAAAAUGGAAGACGGGGAUGGAGCUCUCAAGUUCUUUGUAGAAAUAAAAGACAAGUAUCUGAAAGGGGAAAUAGGAAAGGAUGCUGAUGAAGAUUGGGAAAGGGAAUAUGUUAAGCUCGAAAAUUUCACAAUUCGUGUUUGCUACCAGGUUAUGAGGCGGUGGCUUGUGAGGCUUGAAAACUUGAACACCAAUGUGUUAAAGCUUCUGACAGAUAUGGAUAAGGCUGAACUUCAACCUGGUCGGUCAGAUUAUGAGCGCCUUGUGUGGGCUUGUACCCGUGAAGAACAUUAUGUUGUUGCAAAAGAAUUGUACAUUAGGAUUAGAGAAAGGUGCUCUGAUAUAAGCUUAUCAGUCUGCAACCAUGUGAUUUGGUUGAUGGGAAAGGCUAAGAAGUGGUGGGCUGCCUUGGAGGUUUACGAGGAUUUGUUAGACAAGGGUCCAAAGCCAAAUAACCUUUCAUACGAAUUGAUUGUUUCAUACUUUAAUGUCCUACUUACUGCAGCUAAGAAGAGAGGAAUUUGGAGAUGGGGUGUCAGGUUGCUAAACAAGAUGGAAGAGAAAGGCCUGAAGCCAGGAAGCAAGGAAUGGAAUGCAGUUCUUGUUGCUUGUUCCAAGGCUUCAGAAACAGCUGCUGCUGUUCAGAUAUUUGGAAGAAUGGUUGAACAAGGUGAAAAGCCUACAGUUAUCUCCUAUGGAGCACUGCUUAGUGCCCUUGAAAAGGGUAGACUGUAUGAUGAGGCUGUCCGUGUAUGGGAGCAUAUGCUUAAGGUGGGUGUCAAGCCCAACGUGUAUGCAUACACUAUUAUGGCUUCGGUUUUCACUAGACAAGGGAAUUUUAGACUGGUUGAUGCAAUAAUCAAUGAAAUGGUUUCAACUGGUGUUGGGCCAACUGUUGUUACAUAUAAUGCAAUAAUCAGUGGAUGUGCUCGUAAUAAUUUGAGCAGUGCAGCAUAUGAAUGGUUUCACCGCAUGAAAGUCCAGAACAUCUCACCAAAUGAAAUUACAUAUGACAUGCUGAUAGAGGCUCUUGCAAAGAGUGGCAAACCAAGACUUGCAUAUGAGUUGUAUUUGAGGGCUCAAAAUGAAGACCUUCAACUCUCUCCGAAGGCUUAUGAUGCAGUUAUGCAUUCCUCUGAAGCUUAUGGGGCUACUAUUGACACAAGCGUUUUAGGACCUCGGCCACCAGAUAAAAAGAAGAAAGUUCAAAUCAGGAAAACUUUGACCGAAUUCUGUACUUUGGCUGAUGUUCCACGGAGAAGCAAACCAUUUAACAAGAAGGAAAUUUAUGCCUCACAAGCAGAAGGAAAACAAUGAGCGCAACUCCAAAUGUUAUUAUGUUGAUACUGUAUUCUUUCCAUACCUUUGUGGAUUUAGCUUCAUAGGCGACUAUGAUACUCCAAUGUUUUAGGUUCAGUUCUUUAAUAAACUAUAUGAAGUUGUAUUUCUAGUAUGUAAAA
Populus euphratica (Euphrates poplar) is the source of this 2680-nucleotide messenger RNA. Its product is annotated as Pentatricopeptide repeat (PPR-like) superfamily protein. The coding region runs from base 252 to 2537 and encodes 761 amino acids. NCBI's taxonomy places the organism in Eukaryota, Viridiplantae, Streptophyta, Magnoliopsida, Malpighiales, Salicaceae. Gene Ontology annotation, molecular function: protein binding. The record is from RefSeq and is a predicted model, not a curated record. The transcript is spliced from 2 exons.